UAUAUGCUCCGACCUAAUAAGCUCCUCGUUCUCUCCCUUUUAAUUGCAUUGAUCUGAGAGCUUAGACACAGCACAACAGCCCAAUAAUCGCCUAGACUUGCUGGUAAAUCAAGACCAGCUUCCAGAUUGGGAUAUAUUCUCCGAAGAUUUUCGGGUUUUUAAAAGAUUGAUAAUUUGAUUCUCAAUUCGAAGAUUGUGGAGCUAGUUGCCAGUACUUGUUCUGCUGGGAUCAUUCAGUAAUUGCUAUCUUGAGAAUUAUUGUGGGGCCAGACAGCUGAUGCAAGCAAUAAUAGCAUCAUAGCAUGGACUCACGCCAUUUUUUUGGAUAUGGUGUAACUAGUGCAGACUUUUCAUGCUCUUCUGAUCCGACUGUUCCAUCAAUACCCAGUAGGCUCUUGGAAUCCUUGAAAUUUGAUUUCAGGAACUCACCUAACUCCCCUUUCUCAGCUCAGUUUGACUCUAGGACCGUGACGACGUUGAGUGACAGUCAGGAGCAGCAUAGCUCCACGGAGAAUCUUUCAGGAGCCAGCCCUUCCGGUAACUCUUCAUUUGAAACUACCAGUUAUUUCCAGCAAUUAAGCCCUCCUCUGGACUUCCAUCAAGGCAGUCCACAGCUGCUCGUUGGUGGAACCUCAUUUUUCCAGGAUGCAAGUAGUGACAUGCAAUAUACUCUCAGGAAUUUAGAAACUGUUCUGAUGGGACCUGACGGCAAUGAAGUAACAGUACCAAGUCCUCAUUUUGGGGAAAGUAUGCAGCCACAAAUGUCGGAUCAGAGGUCCAUGCGAUGGAGCCAUGAUUCCCUGGGCUCUCACAUGGCCCAGUCUCAGCCACCCAGUGAUUCCAGCAAUGCAGUUCGUACUGAGAAGCGUCACAAAGCAAUGGAAGAGGUUUCCAUGCAAAGCUUCCCACCUGGCAAUCUGAAGCAGCUGCUGAUUGCUUGCGCUAAAGCCCUCUCCGAAAAUAGAUUAGAUGAAUUUCAGAAACUGGUUGAAAAGGCUCGGAGUGCUGUGUCGAUCAGCGGAGAGCCAAUCCAGCGUCUCGGUGCUUAUAUAGUAGAGGGUUUGAUAGCAAGGAAAGAAGCAUCGGGCACAAACAUAUACCGAACUCUGAGGUGCAAGGAGCCGGAAGGAGAAGAAUUGCUUUCGUAUAUGCAAAUUCUUUAUGAAAUCUGCCCUUACUUGAAGUUCGGGUACAUGGCUGCAAAUGGGGCAAUUGCUGAGGCAUGCCGGACCGAGGACCGCAUCCAUAUCAUAGACUUCCAAAUAGCUCAGGGAACCCAGUGGAUCACUCUCUUACAGGCACUUGCAGCACGGCCGAGCGGGGCGCCUUAUGUCCGGAUCACAGGGAUCGACGACCCUGUUAACAAAUACGCUCGUGGAGCCAGUUUGGAAGCAGUAGGGAAACGUCUAGCAGCGAUCUCUGAUAAAUUCAAUAUUCCGGUUGAGUUCCACGCUGUGCCUGUCUUCGUUUCAGAAGUUACACGGGAGAUGCUCGACGUAAGGGCCGGGGAGGCACUGGCCGUGAACCUACCUCUGAUGCUCCACCACACCCCUGAUGAGAGCGUCGACGUGAACAAUCCCCGGGACGGGCUUCUCAGGAUGGUAAAGUCACUCUCUCCCAAGGUGGUCACUCUGGUGGAGCAAGAAUCAAAGACAAACACGGCUCCUUUCUUAUCUAGAUUCAUGGAAACUCUCGACUUCUACUCGGCCAUGUUCGAGUCCAUAGACGUGACCCUGCCAAGGGACAGCAAGGAGCGGAUCAACGUGGAGCAGCAUUGCUUAGCCCGGGACAUCGUCAACAUUAUCGCUUGCGAGGGAAAGGAGAGAGUGGAGCGCCAUGAACUGCUGGGGAAAUGGAAGUCUAGGUUCACGAUGGCCGGAUUCCAGCAAUCUCCACUGAGCUCUUACGUGAAUUCUGUGAUAAGGAGCUUGCUGAGAUGUUACUCUGAGCAUUAUACCCUGGUGGAGAAGGAUGGAGCCAUGCUUCUGGGGUGGAAAGACCGCAACCUGAUCUCAGCAUCUGCUUGGCACUAACCCACCUAACUGCUAUUUACUGGUGUCCUCCUGGUUGUGUUUUGUUACUACAGGCAUAUUAUGGAGAAAUUCCAUCUCUCUCUAAUUUGGUAGUGUCACCACACCAAUUCCUCUUCUCCUUCCUCCUCCUAAGUCCCAACUCAGAUCUAAUUCCUAGGUAUCUGUGUGCGCGCGCUAAAGAGAGGGGUCUUGACAGUAACGAUGUUGCUCCCAGCAUCGUUGUUGUCAGUUUGGUGAUUUGUUAUUUACCACUGAACUAGCCUGUAGCCGUUGGAUUGGAUGACAAGAUGGUCUACAAGCCCAUGAAUUCUCUUUUUCUAAACAACUGACUAUUUAUUAUUU
This is a messenger RNA of Diospyros lotus (date-plum), 2375 nucleotides long. Its product is annotated as chitin-inducible gibberellin-responsive protein 1-like. Gene Ontology annotation, biological process: regulation of DNA-templated transcription. The record is from RefSeq and is a predicted model, not a curated record. Bases 303 to 2033 code for a protein of 576 amino acids. Lineage: Eukaryota; Viridiplantae; Streptophyta; Magnoliopsida; Ericales; Ebenaceae. Gene Ontology annotation, molecular function: sequence-specific DNA binding; DNA-binding transcription factor activity. Gene Ontology annotation, cellular component: nucleus. The transcript is spliced from 3 exons.